Nerophis lumbriciformis (worm pipefish) is the source of this 2520-nucleotide messenger RNA. The record is from RefSeq and is a predicted model, not a curated record. NCBI's taxonomy places the organism in Eukaryota, Metazoa, Chordata, Actinopteri, Syngnathiformes, Syngnathidae.
AUGACGAAGGACGAUCAGACCUACUGGCAGGAGACGGGGCGAUGGGCAGCCUACGAGGAGAGCUUGGACCCACAGUCCGGCGUGUGGGCGUCCUCGCACGUCUCCUACCUCACCUUCAAGAGUCUUCUCCAGCUCCGACGCUCCAUCAACACAGGCGUGACUCUUUUUGACUGCGUGGAGAAAACCUUGUCCGGCAUCGCCGAGAAGAUGGUCAACGAGAUGGUCAAACAGAAGACGAUCAGACCCGGAGACCAGGAAGGCGUAAUCAAAUGUCUGCUGCACAACCGCAGUCAAGAAACUGAUCCAGAAAGUCAAGCCUUGACUGAUGUGGCGGACCUCCAAAGGUUUUCAGUCAAAGAAAGGGUAAGAGAAGAAACUGACCGUGUGGAGGCCUCCAUGGUGUUAGUAGGCGCUUUAGACUUCCUGGAAAAGCCAGCGGUGGCGUUUGUACGUCUGAAAGAAGCGGCGCCGCUCGACUCUGCCUUGGAGGCGCCGGAGCCAAUACGCUUCGUCUUCGUGUUGAUCGGGCCCAGCAACGCCGAUACCGAUUUUCAUCAGACUGGGCGAGCCAUGGCGGCGCUCAUGGCUGAUAAAGUGUUCAACCAGGCGGCGUGUAAAGCCAAAAGCCUUCGUAACUUGACCGACGCUGUCAGCGACUUUAUGGAAUGCAGCAUCGUCAUCCCGCCCACGGAGAUUCAAAACGAAGCCAUGCUAGGUUCCAUCAUCAGCUUUCAGAAGAAGUUGCUGAAGGAUAGAAUUCACUCUUCGGAAUCUGUGCUGGAAGUCAAGCCUAGUCAGGUUACCUUCUCUAGCGCAGCCCCCCCUGAAGACCCCCUCGCCCGGACAGGUCGCCCAUUUGGUGGGAUGAUCCGAGACAUCCGAAGACGAUACCAGUACUACAAGAGCGACAUUACCGACGCUCUCAAUGCUCAGGUCCUCGCCGCAAUUAUCUUCAUCUACUUUGCAGCUCUCUCACCCGCCAUCACCUUCGGGGGCCUCCUAGCGGACAAAGUGGAGAACAUGAUGGGCGUGCCGGAGCUUCUCAUCUCCACUAGCAUUCAGGGGAUUAUCUUCUGCAUUGUCGCAGCCCAGCCCGUUCUUGUUAUCGGCUUCUCUGGGCCUCUUUUGGUCUUUGAGGAGGCCUUCUAUGCUUUCUGCAAGUCUCAGGAGAUCGAAUACAUCGUCGGUCGAGUGUGGGUGGGCGUGUGGCUUGUGGUCAUCGUGGUGCUCAUCGUGGCGUGCGAGGGAAGCUUCCUGGUGCGCUUCAUCUCCCGCUUCACUCAGGAAAUCUUUUCCAUCCUCAUCUCCAUCAUUUUCAUCUACGAAACCUUCGCCAAACUGGCCAGGAUCUUCAAGGCGCAUCCGCUGAUUCUGAAUUACGAGCAUCUGAACGCAUCUCUGGAAAACCCCUGGUAUCCGAAAGUGGAAGAAACAGUCAUCUUUAAUAACGCCACCGGAAACGCCACAGUUGUCAUCAACACCUCAUGGCCGUCUUACCCAAACACGGCUCUGCUCUCCAUGUGCCUCAUGCUCGGCUGUUUUUUCAUCGCCUACUUCCUGCGCCAAUUCAAGAACGGAACCUUUUUGCCCGGAAAGGUCAGACGGUUGUUGGGUGACUUUGGUGUGCCCAUUGCCAUUUUCCUCAUGAUUGUGGUGGACUACAGUAUUGGGGAUACCUACACUCAGAAACUGGUGGUCCCGAAAGGUCUGAUGGUGUCGAAUCCCGCCAAGAGAGGUUGGCUCAUCAACCCGUUUGGCGAGCACACCCCCUUCCCUGUGUGGAUGAUGUUUGCGUCCUGUGUACCGGCCUUGCUCGUCUUCAUCCUCAUCUUCUUGGAAUCCCAAAUCACAACCUUGAUCGUGAGCAAACCCGAACGGAAGAUGGCUAAAGGCUCGGGCUUCCACUUUGACCUUCUGAUCCUGGUGGGCAUGGGCGGGAUUAGCGCCAUCUUCGGCGUGCCGUGGCUCAGCGCUGCCACGGUGCGUUCCGUCACGCACGCCAACGCUCUCACCGUCAUGAGCAAAGGAACCAAACCCGUGAUUGAGAAAGUGCUGGAGCAGAGGGUUAGCGGGAUCGUCGUGGCAUUCUUAGUUGGUGUGUCCAUUCUAAUGGAACCCAUCCUGAAGCUAAUCCCCAUGGCGGCCUUGUUUGGGAUCUUCCUUUACAUGGGUGUCACUUCACUUAACGGCAUCCAACUCUGGGAUCGAAUGCUACUUCUUCUCAUCCCCAAAAAAUACCACCCCAACGAACCGUACGCCACCAAAGUGAGCACGGCGAGGAUGCAUUGGUUCACCGUGAUCCAGAUCGUGUGUUUGGCUCUCCUGUGGAUUAUCAAAUCCAGCCCGGCGUCGCUCGCUCUUCCGUUCGUGCUCAUCCUGACCAUUCCUUUACGCAUGCUCAUGACUGGGCGUCUCUUCACGGAGCUGGAGAUGAAAUGUUUGGAUGCCGACGACGCUAAAGUGACAUUUGAGGAGGAACCAGGACAGGAUGUCUAUUGGGAAACUCAGAUGCCAUUGUAG